GCCCGCUCGCUCGGUGUUUCCUCCCCUCCUGCGUCCAUCCCUCUCCAGUCCUCCUUGGCCCAAACCAUGGCAGGCGCUCCAGAGCUGCCUGAUGACAUCCUGCUGGCCAUCUUCUGCCUGCUUCCGAUCAAUGAGCUGAUCCAGAACUGCCGCCCGGUGUGCUCGCGGUGGCGGGAUGUGGUGGACAGCCCUUUCCUCUGGAAGUACAAGUAUCAACAGGACGAUGCCGCCCUCAGGAUGCCAAAGACCUUCUACAUUUUCUGCCACAUGGAGAAGAACCUAAUCAAGAACCCUUGUGGUGAUGAAGGACUGGACUUUUGGGAUACGGCCACGCCUUCAAGUGGGCAGUGGAAAGUUAAAGAUGUCUUUGAGAAGGAUUUGGCAAGGAUCCAGGCCUGGGACUUCCUUCAGAGGAAUAUUUAUAUAAAAGACGAACACAUACCCUAUCAAGACGUUGAAAAAUGUUUUGCUGUGUAUAACGGGCUCUGCACAAAGUCUCAGCUCAUCACUCUGAAGGAUGAAGGUUACUGGGAUCAGCUGAUGGAUAACGGGAGACCCACCAUUGUGGUGAAGGAUUGGUUUUACAGCAGCUUCAACUGCCACUACACGUUUUGUGUGAAGCUGCUGUCCGAGGAUUUCCAGGUCAUUCGAGAGUAUCACUCGAAGAACAAAUACAAAUACGACUCGGAGUACGAUGAUGAAUGGCGUCAGGUCUCGCACGCUUUUCACAACGUCCCUCCUGGAAUCCGUCACAUCUUCUUUCAGCACCAAGGCCAGCAUUUCAACUGGCAGCAAUCGAGUUGCGGCACCAAGCUCAUGAAGUGCUUGAGGAUGGCCAAAGAGAGGGGCAAAUCGAAAAGAAUGAGGAUCACCAAAACGAGCAUCACCAUCGGACCGUUCUCCCUAGACAAGGCCAUGCACAACAGACACGGCCGAGACAUUAGACACUGUCACUACAGUUGCACCCGAGAGGGCAGACACAAAAGCAGAGGUGUGUCCUUGCGACUUUUUUCUCCCCCCAGAAGUUAAAGUGAAGCAGCGGCACUGGACACAGGGCGAAGUGGGCAGGAGAUAGUUUAUCUGCUUGUCAUUCCCCCUGAAACAGAGCAUUUUUUUUUUAAAAAAAAGAAAGCACGUCCAGAAUCCAGACCGUACAACAUGAUGGACUUUAUUGGUCACCCAAAAAAAAAAAUGUAGGCUACCACGAGGCAUCGAAACACACAAAUGAUUUGUGCGGUUUGCUUGGUAUGUCUUUCGUUGGGAAAACCCUUUGCCCUCCGAAGCUUUUGAACAUCUCAGCGGCUAUUUUGGGGGGGUCUCCCCCAAGUGCACACGGAAUCAGAACGCAAGGAAAGAGAGUGAGGGAACGGGUGGAUAUUCUACCAGAGGCUAAAUUCUCUUUUCCCUCUGAAAUGAGAUUAUUAUUUCUUCUUCCACCCUUGCAAAUGUUGUAACAUUCGAUGUCAAGUACUUUUAUUGUCCUUUCAUUUUCCGGGCUGUUAUGACAACGGCCCGGAUAAUAAAAUCUUCUGCAAGGCUCCUGUUCGUGCCGGCUACAUCGCUGCUACAACAAUUGCCACUCCAUGCAAUCUUCAAAACAUGCUCCAAAUGUGGCUUCACAAACUUCAACUGCAGUCUGGCUGGCCUAAGUAUUGGCCAGUCAGGUGAAGUAAUGGCUGAUUCGUAGGCAUUCUGCAUUUUCCCCACACCUAAAGCAAGGCGAUCUGGGGCCCGGAAAUGGCUUGACAUUACCUGGACAUGUCUUGGAGGACCUGUCUUGUAAAGGGAGCCUUCCUUUUUUUUCUCCUCCUCCUC
Protobothrops mucrosquamatus (brown spotted pit viper) is the source of this 1815-nucleotide messenger RNA. RefSeq names its product F-box only protein 44. The transcript is spliced from 6 exons. NCBI's taxonomy places the organism in Eukaryota, Metazoa, Chordata, Lepidosauria, Squamata, Viperidae. Gene Ontology annotation, cellular component: SCF ubiquitin ligase complex; cytoplasm. The record is from RefSeq and is a predicted model, not a curated record. The coding region runs from base 67 to 1029 and encodes 320 amino acids. Gene Ontology annotation, biological process: glycoprotein catabolic process; SCF-dependent proteasomal ubiquitin-dependent protein catabolic process. Gene Ontology annotation, molecular function: protein binding; ubiquitin protein ligase activity.